AUGAGACGAGACGAGCUGUCUCAAAAUGGGACAGGGAGACGCGCAGUGGAGUUCGAGAAGGCUCAGACAAGGCAUGGCUUUGAUGCCGAUCUCCUCGCGAAUGCAGUGCAGAAGCUCAUCAAGGAGGAGGUCGUGCUCGGCAAAUUCCACGGGUCGACUUUUACGCCCAAAGCGUACACCGAUGCCGAGGCCAACAAGGUGGAUGGCUUCUUUGAGGCCAAUGGCUACCUUACUGCCACCGCCGCGAAGUCAUCUGGGCUGGGCCUGAAGGAUUGGGCGGCACAGCGGAAGGCUUCUGGCUACAACUUGGUCGGUGCCUUCGUCGCUAGCCACCUGGUGGAUUCCGCCAUGGCCUCCAUAAGCGAUGCCCUGGCCGGAGAUGGCUGGAUCGAUGCACAGCCUCUGCUUCCGCAUGCCCUCACGGCAGCCGAUGCCAGCGAGCUGCUGCUGCAGCUCUCGAGCCAGAAGAAGCUGCCUAGCAACGCUGUGGUCUUGGACCGAGUCGCAGCAAGCAGCGGCUUUAUCCAAAGCAUCGCCAAAGCCCUGGAGGCCGAGGUACAGAAAGCCGCCGAGGCCGCCACGAAGAAGAAAAGCGGAGCCAAGAAAGCCGUGGAGGACGAGGAUGACGACCUUCACGCGAAGAAGGGCGGCAAGCGCACGAAGGGGGCCAAGAAGAAGCGAGGCGACGACGACGAUGCCGUCGAGACAUCUCGUGCUGGCAACGCCGAAUCAGGCGUGCCAAAUGAUGCCAUUGCCAACUAUCUGGCGGACCAGCAUCCAGAUCUGCCCAUCGACAUCCAGGAUGACCUUUGCGCAAAAGUGCAGGUACUUCUGACAGCGAUGGUCGCCGAGGUUGCUGAGAAGUUGCGGUCCACACUGCAGACGAAGCAGAAUCAUCACUUCGGACAGGCCGAUAAGGUCGUCCAGGAGCGCUACGAGAGGCUGGUGCUUGGCCUCCGGGCCCUCGAAGCGGCAAAGCUCCAGGAGUCACCGCUCUACCAGCACCUCUUGAAAGAGGUGGUUUUGGAGCCUUGCCACAUGCUCAUUGCCCUCCGCCUCGAGGAGGCCGGCGCGCUGCAGAGCUUAGAGAAGCUCAUCGCAGCCGAGGGAGCUGCCAAGGUGGAGUCUCUCUCCAGGCUGGCAGCCGUCUUGGUGCACAAGAAGGAGGCGAAAGAUGCUAAGGAGAAGUCGGGCAAGUCUAAGAAGAGCCAAGGACAUGCCGCAGAUGAGCAAGAGCCAACGGUCGCGGAUGUCUCGGAGCUGUAUCACGCAGCUGUGGGAGACCCAGUGGACAAGAAGAAGGAGAAGGCCCAGUGCUGGUCCCAACAUGAACAAGAGCACCGUUCGAGAGCUCUCACGGGACUUGCUUGA
This is a messenger RNA of Symbiodinium necroappetens, 1371 nucleotides long. The record is from the annotation of a GenBank genome assembly. NCBI's taxonomy places the organism in Eukaryota, Dinophyceae, Suessiales, Symbiodiniaceae.